UUUUUUUAAACAGUUUCCGAGGGUUUCGGUUUAGUUCUCCGUAAGGAUAGUACGAUAGUAGGACCACAGUGUGUUUUGUACACGUGCGCGGAUCAGAGGUGUUCCAGUGAGCUGUUCUUUUGUAUAUUUCUGUCAGGAUCCCUGGAAAAGGCGGGAAGAUCGAGCCCCCGGGCUGUGAUCUAUGAUUUUGUACGUGCUGUUCGGUGUGUGCGCGUUCUAUGCCUGACCGACGUACGCGUGGUGCGAUAUAUGAGAAGCGGUUAUGAGAGUUCGAUGACCACUGGCUAGCCAACCAUCCAUCAACGCCACCAUGGACUACCUGCAGACGUGCCUCAUCUUUUACCUACUGAUCCUCUGCACCUACGAAGGACUGUCUAUAGACAUAUCACAAUGCAUCGCACCCCUGGGGAUGGAAUCUGGCGUGAUUCCCGAUGCAGACAUCACAGCGAGCUCGAGUUUCGAUAGCGGAAACGUCGGGCCACAUCACGGACGGCUGAGGCAAGAGAGCCACGGAGGCGCCUGGUGCCCGAAGCUGCAGAUCACGACGGAACCACGCGAGUGGCUGGAAAUCGAUCUUCACACGGUCCACAUGAUCACCGCCACCGGCACUCAAGGACGCUUCGGGAACGGCGAAGGUGUCGAAUUCUCGGAAGCUUACAUGCUGGAAUAUUGGAGGCCGAAGCUCGGGAAAUGGGUUCGAUACAGGGACGUCCGGGGCGAGGAGGUGAUCAAAGGAAACACAAACACGUACUUGGAGUCGAAGCACGAACUGGAGCCGCCGAUGUGGGCAAGCAAAGUUCGCUUCUUGCCGUACAGUUACCAUCGGCGGACCGUUUGUAUGCGCGUGGAAUUGUACGGUUGUCCGUGGAACGACGGGAUCGUGUCGUACUCGAUGCCACAGGGUGACAAACGCGGCAAUUGGGAGUUCUUCGACGCGACCUACGAUGGUUACUGGGACGAACAGCUCUUGCGCGGCCUGGGACAACUGACCGAUGGCAAGAUCGGCCCGGAUAACUUCAAGAUGAGUUAUUACGAUUCCGAACGGGGUCAGGGAUGGGUUGGCUGGAGAAAUGACACCAGAUCCGGCCAUCCGCUCGAGAUUAAAUUCGAGUUCGACCACGUCAGGGAGUUCUCGGCUGUACACAUUUUUUGCAACAAUCAGUUCACCAAGGAUGUGCAGGUAUUUUCCGAAGCAAGUAUAAUGUUUAGCAUCGGUGGGCGUUAUUAUACUGGAGACCCGAUCGUGUACUCGUACAUGGAGGACAGGAUUUUCGAGCAUUCAAGAAAUAUUUCAAUAAAGCUCCACCAUCGAAUCGGCAAGUUCGUCAAAUUAAGGUUUAGCUUUGCUUCCCGGUGGAUUAUGAUCAGUGAAAUUACCUUCGAUUCCGACAUCGGUCACGGCAACUUCACCCCCGAAGCGCCGCCCACGACCGAGGCACCGAGAUUGCGGGAUCGGAUCUCAGCGCGUGACAAUCCUCUUCAAGCCGAAGUGCCAGUCGUAAAGCAGGACGAUCCCACUUACAUGGCGGUGAUCAUCGGCGUUUUAACCGCGGUGAUCCUCCUGCUGGCUGUCGCGAUCUUUUUGAUCGUCUCGCGGCACAGACAAAGGAAGAACUUCGCCAGUCCCUUGGGCGCGAAAAGCGCGAUACCUUCGGGCAACCAUCAACACCUGUCCCCAGAGUCCGCGUACGGUACCACAGAGAAGGACCCUUCGUUGAUGACUUAUAGAGUCGAGGAGCUCGAUGAUCGGUACGCAGGAACCAAACUGACGACGCUGCCCCGCGACCUGAACGAUCGGUUGCUGGGCGAUGUCAGGCUUGACGAGUACCAAGAACCUUUUCACGAGAAUAAAUACCGGGAACCACCCCACGCAGCUUACUAUGGAUACAGUACUGUUGUUAUAGAUAACAAGGAUCUUCAUGACAGCGUUGAACAGUCUGAUGCCACUUACGAUUACGCAGUACCAAUGCCCGUGCCUAGUGUAAGCAGCGACCAGGAUAGCGUAUUCUCGAAGUCUUCAUCAAGGGGUAGUGCGAAGGCGUGCUUGCAGAGCUUUUUCCCUCCGCCACCGCCGCCGAUGAGCGCGCCGCCCCCUCGAGGUUCCAGCAAUCUGACAUACUCGAACCCGCCGAGCCCGGAGCCAAUUUGCGAGCGCGAGCGCAGGGGAAGCAAGCGCCGCGAACACUCGUUGCACAGAUACGCGUAAGGACCCCUGGUAUCCUGCGGAAUGCACGCGGCACGCCGCUGGAUCAAAGGUACGAUACAGUUUCGUACUCGACGUAGAGAGGUCACGCGAUAAAUCCCAUCCUUCAGCAUCCACGGGCCCUUCGCGAGUCACCUUUGCGUUCUAAACCAUCGAGGCACGAUUUCAAUUUGUAAAUAAUCCAAUUUAAAUUAUCCAUGCACGUGAACAUUGAUACGAUCGGUUUUUACGUGAGUUUCUCGACCAACUUUAGAUCGUCUUUAAGUUCGAUCGUUCGUGAGAAGGUGUUGGAUGUUGAAGGGUUAGCGAAAGAAUAGGAGGAGAAACGGAGAAUCAAGUAGGGGAGACAAUGCGAGAUAUAUCUCGAAUCGACUGCACCGAUCGAGCAGAAAACGAACGCUCCGAGUUCGAACCGCGUCGUUCACCGCGUUUAAAUUUCGAAGCAACUAAUUAGAACGCGUAGCGAGUCGGUGAUCGACGCAGUCGAUUCCAUCGACAUCAUUCUCGAUGAACACUGCCAUCAGCGCACUUUCCGAGCAUACUAUAUACCUAGUAGCGGGUGUGUACCUCGAGUAUCGUGCUCUAGGGGACUUAACCUACUUCCAGCGAUAGUAGGCAGAACGCGUAAACCGGAGUUGUAACUACAAUAAUUGGCAUAUCAGUUUAACGACGGCGCGCGCUCGCGCUCCGUCGACUCUUCUGGAAGUUCUGUUCGCGAUAUACGUCCGAGGCGAUCGCCGAUCCUCGAAUACUCGAUGCCCCCGACCGGCGGUCUCGUCUACGAUUUCUAUUUUCUGCCAGUUUUACCAAGUACAGGGUGUGCACGACCACGAACCAACAAUUAUUAGUCACGCCUCGUCAGCGCGUAAACAAUCCAUCGGUUUUUUAUACACGCGACAAGGGACGAGUCGGGGACUCGAUUUGCGGGAUCGAACGUGCACGUUGUCAAUGGAAAAUAUGCUUCUCACGUUUGCUUUUGCUUGUUAUCUUUUACGGACAUUUUUGUUAUUACCUCAGGUUUCAUUAAUAAUUGUUUAAGAAUAAAUUGCGUAAAGGAUACAGGAUGUUCUUGCAGGUGAAUAUUGGUCUACUCGAAUUAUUUAUCCGGUUCUUCAAGAAUGAACAAUUUAAAAAAACUUUUUAUUUGAAAUAUAAGAUACAUUACAUAAUGUGAUAAUAUUCAACCGUUUCAAAGCGAAUAAUUUGGAAAGGACAAAUGAGGAAAAAGUACAUCGAAUCUUUUACACGAAGUACAUUUACUGAAUUUCGUCAAUUCUUAAUAAUCUCGGAAAUGCGAAGGUGAUUUUAUUUAAUAUUAAUAAGACUUUUUAUAUUACAUUUUUAUAUUAGAUUUUUUACAUUACAUAAACACAACGACGUAGGUAUUUGGCUCGAUCUAGACAUCUCAAUCACCUAUAACUGUCCACAAAAAAGGAUAAUAAAUUCGUCUUCAUGUUUCGAAGCUUUAGGAGCAUUAUUAAAAAUUGAUCGAAAGAAUCAAUGAUACAACAAAAAGUGCUUAUCCAAGCUUUUUUUCGCAUUCUAUUUUAAUGUGUCCGAAUUGGCAAUUAUUUAAAUGGUUUAUCUUUUCUAAUAACCAUUCAUUCGCAGUAACCUAUUUAACUUGUUCUAUAAUUACCUAAUUUACCAAAUAAUUCGUUCGAUUAUUGAAAUCGGAAUGAAAAUCGGAUUCUAUUUCUCAUUCGUUCUACGAAUCAAACUGUACACAACACCGAUCAUCCCUCAUCCAGGCAACAGAUGCUAAUAAAGCGGACACCCUGUACAUCUUCCGCAGACUUCUCCCCCGAGACACAUGGGCGAAAAAAGUUAUUUCAACUCUCUCUUAAAUUCCAAGCUGCGGCUGAGUUACAGGCUUCUGUGGCCCCACCCAGCCUAAAAAAAGAGUCAUAUUUUUCGUUGAUAUCGCGCACGCACACAGGGCUUGCGUGCUCCGAACGUUUUUCCGCUCACUGCCACAAUUCUUUCGCGGCGCGUAACCGUGCAGAGGUGAGCGCAGCUUCGUCAGCAUGGCCGUUCUGCGAUACCUACCCUGUCGUUUCGGUUCCGCGUUCCCCGCGCGGAAAGGAACGCCGACUCGCGAUAAGGAAUCCGCGCGCGAACCGAACGGAUUUCCAGAAGACGUCCGUGGGUUUAAAUGGUUUCGUCUGUUCAGCGCGUAUGUGCAACCGGAUCGAGCUCGCUAUCGAUCCGAACACCGAGGCGAAUACGAGGAAAGCGACAAUGGAAUGGCGAGCAGCCUCUUUUCUGUUUUUUAACCCCUUGCUGUACGAUCUUACGAUGAUUCUCGUCAAAUUUAUUUGAUUACCAAGUAUCUGUAACAUCGCACAGAUAUCGUGCGUUCAUUAUAGGUACGUAAACAUAAUAUUUUAUUUCGACUUUUAUACAAUGAACGAUACUGAGUCUCAUUCGUUAUUAUACAAAAAGGGGUUAAUAUGUUGAGUUGUAUCGUAAAUCUUUAAUACUUGUUCUCCGAAAUAAAAUUUUUCUGCGAUUAUUGUGUUCAUGGUAAAUGUUAUAGAAGGUGUUCUAUAAUUGAUGGUUUAACAAGGAAAAAUGUGGUGUGACAUAAAAAAACUAUUUCGGAUUUAAUAUUAUAAAUUAAUUUAAUAUUUAAUAUUGUUUUAUAGAAUAAUUUUUAUUUUAGAUCUCGUUCAAGAGUAAAUCAAGGGUGAAUAUUUGUCGAACACUCAUGCAUUUGGUUGAUAUUUGAUCGAAUGUAGAUAGUGCAAUCGAAGGGAUUAUUCUAUGUAUGAAAAUGUGGAAUAAAAUUUUUUCAUUUGAGAUCUCGCUUUCAGCAAAAUCGAGUUUGAACACGUUCUAUUGGCAAAUAGCCAAACACAGGUGCGCUUAAUAGAUCUUCGAAUUGGAUUUUCCACAGAACGAAAAUUUGAAAAAUUUCGUUCUAUCUUUUUGAAUCAUUUAUUAUUGAGUGAUACGAGUGAAGUACUUUAGUAAAUUUUCUAUUUUGUUUUUUUCAAAUAGAAAACCUUAUCUUAACAAGGACAAUUUAGUCUCUAACUGCGAUAUACUUUUUCACUUAAAACGAUCUUCUGUACCAGGAUGAAUAUCUUUUUUCUUUUCUCCAAAAGUUUAUAUUAUCAUAUUUUGAAAUUUAGAUAAAAAUUUACUGCCGAUAACAUUAAAAUUACUUUCUUUGUAGCGUGCAAAUCACUUUCAAGCUGUUAAAAUACCGAUAGAAUCUUCUGUGUAGACCGUUGGAACAUGUGCAGCAGAUUUAACAUCAUUUAAACCUUGAUUGAAUCCGAGCAACAAGUGCCGGAAGUGCUCGUUUUUCACUGCUCGACGUUUUCACCGUUUUUAAAGCGUUUAACUCGAAUUUCCGCUAAAACUAAAAAUCUGAUAACAGAAUUUUAUACAGAAAGAAAACAGUUGUUUGACUGGUAUAUUGAAUAUUAUUGACUGUUACAUUAAAUUUGUGGAAAAGUAGCGUCGGUUGCAUGAACAUAUCAGUGACUGUACUAGAAUGUUGUAGCUUUAUUUAAUCAAUUAAACAAUGUCCAUUGUAUGUCAUGUUUCAAUUAUCUACUAUAUACUUUAAUGUUUAAUUAAUUCCUUAAAAUAAUAAUUUUGUCUUAGUUCGAUCAAAAACCGACAUAAUUAUAAAACACCACGGACACAACGUAAAAAGGAAAGCACACCAUAGAAGAAUUUUAUUUGAAAAAUUAACUGACGAUGCAACUCAAUAUUAUCUAGUAAUCCGACUCAUUUCAAUCAGUCGCUUUGAUUAAUCUCCAUCGAUUCACGGCUCGAAUUGCGAAUCGAAUUGUGUAUGAAAGCGUAAGUCGAUCCGCGAUUCGAUUCGUGAAGAAUCGACAGGAAUAAUUAGAGUAUCUAUCGUGGAGAAUUAGUAAGAAAGAAAACAGAGGGAUCGACGGAGGAUUCGCGGGAAACAAGGGAACGUUAGCGAGUUUCGAUGCAGCCUCACACAAGACUGAUGUCAAGUAAAAUAAUGGUGUAUCCUGAUUAGCGCGACUGUGCACACGCGCGCACGCGCACACAUAUUCGAAUGUAUUAUUUAUUAUCGCAGCAUAUAGCGCCCCGUAACGGAUCUUUAAUUUAUAUACGUAUAUACAUACACGCGUAUAUAUGCGAUAUACAUAUAUACAUACGAGAGUAAGGAGACAAGAGGAGGGAUAAGAAAAUAAAAAAAUAUAUAUAAAUAGAUAUAUAUACAAGAGAAAAGAGCAGAAGGUAAUUACGUAUUAUCGGCGGAUUUUAAGCGUAUGAUAUAACGAUAUAUUGUAAUAAGCCCGACUUUAUUUCUCUAUCACUUACCGACAUCGCCUUCAUGCAACGAGGAAAAUCGAGAUAUUAACCAGACGUAAGGAAUCGACAAUACAGGGAUGAGACAACAAUAAUUAAAUACAUGUGUACGUAAUGAGAACGCGAGCAAGAAAACGGGGGAAAGGGCAAGAGGAAAGAUCGUGUUACGGCGUGGAGAAGGGAAAUCGACCACAUUGUGAUAUAUUAAGCAAAUUAAUAGUAAUAAAAGCGAAUCGUUUUCGGUUCGGGAGAAAAGCGAACGGGAAUCGGCUCGUGGUUUUAUAGGGAUGAAGUCGCGCGGUGAAGGGUAGCGCGAGUUCACGCGUGUUUUGCUGUAGAAACCUUUCGUUGAACCUCUUCCGAACUAACAGCUUGUUCUCUAGUUUCUCUUUUUACCGAACGACUGAAGGGUACUUCGAGUGAUUCCUUUCGGUAUCUGUUCUCAGGUCUGUCUCUCGUAGAGUGUCCCGAGCAUGAUUUCACUUGGAAGACGUUCGGCGAAGGGCUCUCCCGACGGAGACGAAAGCACGCGUAGCAUCUACAACGAUCGGAACUUAACUAUGUAUAUUUAGUGUUUAAUCGUCGAUAUCGUCGCCACGUAGAAUGUUAAAGUAAACCGUAAGCGUGACAGCUUCGAGAGUGCUUCGAGUGUAAAUAUAACCGUUAGGGACCUCGUGACACGUACCUACAUUUACACAAUCUAUUUCAUGCGUACACACAUACACACACGCAAACAGAGACACGGAUACCCACACGUAUACACUCCUUUCAAGCGCCUUAAGUUGGGGGGCAAAUAAUAACUUCGUCGCAAUAAUAAUCGUCGUUUCUUUUCCUACUCUUGUUCACUUCUCGAUUUUACUUUGAUGGACGCGAGGAAAGAGGACAAAUAUCACACGCAAGCGACUAUUUUUAUGUUAAUAAUUAGGCGGCGGAAUGAUAAGAGGACGACUGCUUCGAGGCUCUUCAGUGUCGUUCGUAAGGGGACAGGAUUACGAUUCUCACGCGCUUGAGCUUCUAUAGUCGAAGGGAAAAUGAAUUGGACGCUCAAGGUCACUGUCCCACCACGAUCUAUAGUUCGUUUAUUAUUCUAUUGCAUAUGCCGGUGCUGUCGACGAGCUGGAACUCUUGACAGGUCCUCGUUCAACGAAGUCUGGAUACUUUUGCCAACUUGUAAAUUGAUCAUUAACUGAAAAUGAACAUUUUUCAAAACAUUCUCCAAACUACUAUAGUCACGAUGAUGUUAUCGUUACGCUCUAUUACGAACUAUGAGAUAUACCAACAUUUAAAUAAAAUUCCUUUCUUGAAAAUGGUAGAUAUUAAAAAACUGGGGCGAAUAUUAUUAACGUAGCACGAGUAUUUUGUGUAUAUAGCAAUCGGGUCUGAAGAUAGUUUAUAUUUGUAAGUUAUUAAUACUUUCCAUUAAAUAGAUAUUGAAGUCUUAUAAUUAUUUGUGGGUUACUUAACACUUGAACAAUCGCAUAUCAUUUCUGCUAGCUUUUAAAUAACUUUUAAAAUAAAUUACUACUAUAUAAAAUUACUUUAAGUAGACAAUUGUCAUUAGUAGCAAUCUUAGUAAAUAAACUCAAUCAAUUCAUUAUAAUAUUUUUAAGUAUUUAGCAACUACGUACCGAACAAAAAUGAAAACAAGAAAUCUCGUGAGGUGUUCAUAACUAACCUCAGGAGUAUCAUUUUGUUGGUAAUAGUUACUUAGCAACCAAACAAAUUAUUCAUUCCUCAUAGAUUAUUAUUCUUCCUCGUAUUUACUGCAAAGGAUUAAAAUGAUUGAUUAUUCGUUCAUUUCAAAAUACGUAUACAUCAACAAUUUCCUAUGUAGAAUCGUUCACUGCUAGCAAAUUCAACGUUUCAAUAAAUAGUCAUGCUCCACCGCACCACAGCUUUAAAAGCGGUACAGCGAGGAAUUACCGUUGGCAGAGUGGUGGAAGACUCGAGUUCCAAAGCAUCGGUGCGACAGCACCGGCGCGAACCUACAUGCAGCGCCUGUCUAUCCGCGGAACAAAGGGAGGAAGUUGACACGGUGUAAAAGUAGGAAUCGUGUCUGGACGUGAUUCACUGCCGACCGAGGAACGGUCUCGAGCGGCCAAUUGACUUCGAUCCCGACUAUAGUUCGGAGCCGUUCGGGUUUCGCGCUUCCGAUGACAGGCGUUACGCGCUCGUGAACAGAGGGAAAGCGAAAGGCGAGAGAUCCUUAUCGCGCGCCGCAAUUUUUCACUGAACUUCUGCAAUAACCCCGGGCACCGAGCAUUAAGUACCUUGAACUUCCUGCACUUCCAGUACCUAGGAAGUUACCCCCCUGGCAAUAAUCGUCAAUUUAUCUUAAGCGUGCAGAGGCGGUAGGGAGUGACGUUCACGCGCGGACUAUACGUUAAGGAAGAAUUAAAUCAAUAACCUGGCUGGGGUGCGAGGGGAGGAUCGAGGGGGUUAGAUUGUAACGGGGGGUAGAGGAGCAAAAAAAAUAAAGAUGAGGAGGAAGGUGAGGAAGGAAGGAACGAGGACGAGAGAAUGGAAGAAGAGAGAGGAAGAUCGUUAAAGCGGUGCUGCUCUCCGACACGGAGAGGUAGAUAAAGAUGACGGAGGAAGGUACUCUCGUGCCUGCUCACGGCGUACUUCUUAGCGAUACUUUAUGGUUCCUUUGUGCGCCGAAGCUGCAUGCUGCCGACAUGUCAAUGACAACGCCAAGUGUGCACCGAGAUCGCGGCGAUAUCGCACGGCCGUUUUAAAUCGUCGCUGCGCCGCGGUACCGAGCUUAUAUUCCGCGGGUUCCGUUAAACUUUCCUCGCCUAAACCCUUCCCGUAAUCUUGCUUCUGUCCCGGGAAGAAAUAUCGCCGACGGUUUUUCUGCUUACGGAACAACCGGCCCGCGCGGUGCCGCUGGUAACCGACUGAUUAAACGAAUCGUACGAUCGAUAAAUGAUUUCACGAGGAAGCGAGUUUCGGAAGUUUCGCUCGACUUGUUACGCCGUUUGUGUGUUAAGGGAGCCUUCGCGCGCAUCAAACGGUCGUAACUUUUCGUCGGGUGUCUGAACUCCGCCGGGCGAAUUCACGUUUCCGAGAUAAAUCAGGGACGGCGUUGCUGCGUGGAACAUCUGUAUUUGGGAACUACGUUAAAAAUUGUUCUUUCAAUGCUCCAGGGAUACUUUUCUCGGGCAGAAGUUUCGAAUGAAAGAAUUCAGAUUUUCGGAGAUCUAGACUCGGAGCUUGAAGGUUUAAUGGAGCGCCAAAAUAACUUAAGCGCAAUUAUCUAAUGAUUGUCUUGGUGACAGUAAGAAUCGUAGUAAAGAACAACAAAUUUUAACGACUUAAACUGAAAUAAUACAGUUAUUACGAAUUCUAUUGUAGAGAUCACACGAAUCCCUACCACGUUAAACGUCGGAUGACUCUUCUAGCUAGGAAAUAGAAUGUUUUUAUUACAAUACCUCCUCCUUUAAAAUAAAUUUGAUACUUUUAAAGCAUAAAAUAUGUGAGGCUCUCGCAUUGAUAUGUAUCAUCACAUUUUUAUGAUUUACUUAAUUAAAAAUCGCCAUUUUAUUCUAACCGUUUAAUAUAAGUAUUCUAAUGAAUAUCAACUCCAUUUGACACACAUUCAGUAUUAUUAGCAAAUUAAAUGAUUGCUAACUCUUAAAAUGGUAUUAAACCAGUAAAAGCACUCUAUACCCUAAACUUUCUCCGUCAACAGAAUGGUUAAUAUAAAAUAAAACCUCCGAACAAAGCAAAUAAAAGCAACGAAGUAAUGUUCUUCAAAAUCUUCUUCAUGAACGUCACGAUACAGUUUCCAACCAAAUUCGACAUCCGUAGCUCCGCUGCAUAUUCGGCGGAACGAUUACCAUUCCCAGCGACUUCUGUUUCCUGGCGCGCCCUUUAUGAGCUCUGUAAUUUUUUCUUCGUGGCGAGACGUCGCGUCGGUGCCGAUACGCGGAGAUACGGGAACACGGUCCGCCGAUAUCGGCGAGAUACGGCGCGAUCGGUUCUGCAUCGGUACGCACGAUACAGAAAACACGGGGCUAGACCGAGGCAACCGGAGGAACUCCCGCGGUAUAAAUCACCCGUUACAACCCUUUUUCAAUCCGACAUGAGAAAUGCGGGAAGAAGCUCGCCGUCGGUGGAGGGUGGGGAGCUAGGGUGGGGUGGACAGCCAGGGGCCGGGGGGACUGGCCCAUCUUUUAUUCGACGACGACGACGUACAAGUGCGUGCGCGUACACGCGAGACCCAUGAGGAGAGGACGGGAGAAAAGAAGAAGAAGGAAAAAAGGGACGGAGUGCCGUUUGAUCGACCGGCCCUCCGGGCUGCAUUAUGCACGCGUGUGCGCCGCGCACACGGUCUUCUGCGUAUCGGUACGCGAGAUCGCUGAGAAAACUUUGGUCUAGCUCUUUCAGUUGAUUACCACCGCGCUCGGACUUUCGGAGUAACGUGGAUUUAUCGGUUCUCGGAUUUGGUUGAGAAACUUUCGAUAAGGUUCGACCCGUGCAAUAUUUUGUUUGGCGAUUGUAGAUUUUCGUCGAUUGUCUUAUUUGCAUGCAUUUCCAUUUCACAUAAUGGGAAAUGUAAGUCUGUAAUGCGAGUGAUUAGGGGUUCGUUUAGCUGAGAAUGAAACUGUAAUUAAUUUCGGGAAACGUCUUAAUGUCAAUAUUUAUACAUUUUUAAACGGAGAAGAGAUUCCUUUAUGUCAUUUAACUCCUUCAUUGUUUUAUAAUAUCAAGAUAGACUGCAUAGUUGAGCAGAUUUCAAAUGGACAUCACUAAAUGUUAUUAUCUAUUUUCCUUAAAUCAAAAUUAAGACUGUAUUGUUGUAUUGAUAUUUAUUUUCUAGCAAACGAUUAGUGCCAAAGUAGUUUUAGUUAUUGUAGUUGCGAGAAAAAUCGUAAAGCGGGGAGUUAACAUUUUCAAUAAACUAAGUUCAAACUAAUCUCAGUAUCAAGAGUACGCACAAGUAUUCUUAAUUAACAAUCUCGCAAACUUCAUCUUCAAUAACUCCGUUACAAAUAUAUGACACUAAGGACGUAUCUACAAGUCACACAUAAAAAAUUUCCGUACGUUCCAAAAAAAUUUGAAUCGUUCAGUUUCUAUGUUCCUAAAAACAGAAAUAUUUAUAAAAACAACUUAAUUUCCAUCGCUCUAAGAGUCAUCGAAUUUCUGGAUAAAAGGAAUAUACAAACACAUAAAAGUGAUUCUGAAUUUUCCAAGUUCGGAAAUGUCGAAGUUAGCCCGACGGCUUCACCGCGAUUUAAUACGAAUGCCGUUAUUUCUUGACAGUCGCGGUGUCGGUGCACAUAUUCGGCGCGAAGGCAAUUCGAUCGAUGUUUCGUUCGGAUUGCGCGGGUCCGUCGAGCGGUGUCCGAGUAAAAAAUUCAGGAACCCGGCGAGAGGUUGUUACGUUGACCGGCGUUGCGCCGGCAUUGAUCGUAUAAAUAUGAACGACCGUUCGGUCGAUCAGUUUACGUGAGGUCGCAAGGUGCACGCGAAUAAUCUGCGGUGAGCAGUCGCGGGGGUCGGGAAAACAACGACAACGGGUUUAUAUCAUAGGUUUAAUAGGGUCGACAAGUUAGAAACGUUCUCGCCACCCACCAUCCCUGAUACUAUUAAACGCGCCGCAUUAUUUCUCAAUGUAUAUAGCGAUUGUAAUUUAUACAUGUAUGUGUAAUACGUAUUAUAAAUACGCCCGUCGUGGCACGGGGAUUGCGACCACUUUGUAUAUAAUUGUAUUAUAUAGCGUAACGAAAGAAUUGUACCGCGGCGAGAAUGGGGGUAAUAAUUAUACAGAGCGCGAGAGUGCGGUAGCGGUCCGCGAAGUGUUGUAAAAUUUUGGGGGACUACGAGUACCGCUGUGAGUGUAAUUAUAACUGAAUCAAUAGCAUAACGAGUACCGGAUGCAUAUUUGAUAUUUGUGUGCCUGUAUCCCUUUUGUAUGCUAACGAGAUAGACGAAAAUAAAAAAAACUAUACAUAUUAUAUUGUACUAAUUGCGACGGUAGGGGAACUACGAGUAAACGAGGUGUAACGUGCACACACACGACUUACACGCAAGAGAAAAUAACGCGUACAGAACACUCUCUUCCAUUGCAUACACGAACACAGACCAGUCUAUCUGUCCUGGGUGGACGAAAUAAAACUUUUAGCAAAGCGAAAUCGAGUUUU
Nomia melanderi (Alkali bee) is the source of this 12657-nucleotide messenger RNA. RefSeq names its product discoidin domain-containing receptor 2. Lineage: Eukaryota; Metazoa; Arthropoda; Insecta; Hymenoptera; Halictidae. The record is from RefSeq and is a predicted model, not a curated record.